AUGUCUACAGAAGAAGAUAUUUCUGUAUCUCUCAAUAUCGACUCUGUUAAAGAGUCGGUAUUUUCGCCUAGCGAGCCUGAACUCGCGUCUAUCGACAGUUCGUCAACAGAAGAGACUUCGAGCUCGUCAUCUGUCGAUAUAAAGCAGGACGUGGACACGGGGCCCAAGACAGACGGGGAGGACGACGACAUCAAGAAAGACAACGAGCAAGAGAAGGAUAUAGAAGACGACCGGAAUGACAGCGAGAAAGAGAAUAAACCGGCUGUGCCAGCAGUCGUUCUGCCCCCACGGCCCGAUAACCCGCGGCGAUGGACUUGGAGAUGCCACAAGUGCCAUACACACUAUGCCCUUGCGGUGACGAACCGAUGCCUGUCCGACGGGCACUACUUCUGCUACGGCCUUGCACAGGGCCGCAAGCACCGGGGGCGCCGCGAGAGGCAGGUGAAGGGCGAGAGUAGCCUGGGGGCUGCCUGCAAAUCCUCCUUCGACUAUGCCGGAUGGGAGGCCAUGACCGUCUGGCAGAGGCGCGCCAGACAGCAAAUGGGCAUCAGCCCAUCCCCAGGCUGUUUUCAGGACUGCAGAUACCCAGGGAAAUGCAGCCAAAGCAGACUCGACAGCAUCCGUGGCCCGUCGACGCUGGCAGGUCUGUCUGCUGGAGAGACAGACACCCAAACACCGAAUCCCAGAUCCUUGCCACCGGAUAACAUCCCCUACAAGGCACCAGCGCCAGAGCGGGCAGCAAAGCCUAGCUUGAAGAGAAAAAAGAGAGCUGCAACAGCAGAGCCAGCGAUCAGCCAGCUGAAAAAGAAGGCAAAGAAGACGAAGAAAGGCACCGUAACUCCCGUCUAG
Molecule: messenger RNA, 849 nt
Organism: Trichophyton rubrum CBS 118892
Lineage: Eukaryota; Fungi; Ascomycota; Eurotiomycetes; Onygenales; Arthrodermataceae
Exons: 2
Coding region: 1-849 (282 amino acids)
Source: RefSeq, a predicted model, not a curated record